GCUUCUGUGCUCAUUUAAGUGCAAUUGCUGAUAAAUAUUUUCAAGCCAACAAAGUUUUCCUCACUGAAGAUCGCACCGGAGAGGUAAACUUAUUUUCAAGCGUUCCAUAGUCGACGGGCAGCACAAAUUAACAUCAAUGAAAAGUUUCCAGCCCACACAAUAACCGACAUUGAGCUAAUGGGACAACAACACUUGACGAUCAAGCAUAAAUUGCACGAGCUAUGCGAAGCCCUGGCGGAAAAGGUGCAGAACGAACAGGAAGUCUCUAUUCACCCAGCCACAUCUUCGCUGAAAGGUACUACAGUUGCUCCAGGCCGUCUCACUCUCGAAGCGGAAGAACCCUUGCCAGCAAACAUAUUCAACAGACUUCUGCCCGAGGUGCAGCGCAUUGAACUUGUGCUGGCGUGCAGCCGAUUCUACUGGAGCGUAGAACGUCGUGCACUUAUGUACAAUCGCAUACCGGUUGUGUUGGAUACGGAUUUGCUACCUUGGCCCAUACCAUACAACUACACUCCGGUUGGCGUAUUUCGACAUAGCCCGUUCGACGUGAAUCUCACAUUUUCGGACUAUGGCAAGAAAGAUGAAAAGGACGAAGUGAAGAGUAGCAGCUCAGAGGGAAGCGAGAAAAAGGGCGAAAAUUCAGCAGAGUAAUUUUUGAAAUAGACUGGAGCAAGGUUUAACCAAAAGGCUUUGCUCAUCCAAUUUUUCUUCGCAUAUGUAAAAAUCUUGAAUCAACAAAAAAAUAACA
Rhagoletis zephyria (snowberry fruit fly) is the source of this 748-nucleotide messenger RNA. RefSeq lists its product as uncharacterized. The record is from RefSeq and is a predicted model, not a curated record. NCBI's taxonomy places the organism in Eukaryota, Metazoa, Arthropoda, Insecta, Diptera, Tephritidae.